This is a messenger RNA of Rangifer tarandus platyrhynchus (Svalbard reindeer), 4107 nucleotides long. The record is from the annotation of a GenBank genome assembly. NCBI's taxonomy places the organism in Eukaryota, Metazoa, Chordata, Mammalia, Artiodactyla, Cervidae.
AUGACAUCCUGGUUGUAUGAAUGUCUUUGUGAAGCUGAACUAGCACAGUAUUAUCCUCAUUUUACUGCCCUUGGCCUUCAGAAAAUAGAUGAAUUAGCCAACGUUACAAUGAAGGACUACUCCAAAUUGGGAGUCCAUGACAUGAAUGACCGCAAACGUCUCUUCCAACUUAUCAAAAUCAUUAAGAUUAUGCAGGAAGAAGAUAAAGCAGUCAGUAGCCCAGACUAUCAUCUUCAGACAAGCAGUCUGUGUGUCAAGCCUCAGAAAUCCAGAUGUGGCCCUCGCAGGCAACUGCAUUUUGAUUCUCCUGCUGACAACAAAGACAGAACUACCAGCAACAAUCAGUUUGAACUGUGUGAUUUAUCAGAUUUUUCUGCAGGUGAACAGAAGUCUAACUACAUAGAAGUACUGGAGCACAUGCUACCAGAUGAUUCCCAGUACCAUAUACAAACAGGAAUUCUGAAUGCCACAGCUGCUGAUUCCUACAUACAAAAAGAAGCUAAGACUUCACGCUUUUCAUCAAAUCACUUUUCUCCAGUACAGGGGGAUUGUGAUAGUUCAGUUAUUCAAAGAGUCUCUCAUGUUUCAGGGUAUAACUAUGGAAUUCCUCAUUCCUAUAUCAGACAGAACACUUCAGAGAAAGAGAAUCCUUGGACUGAGAUGGAGAAAAUCAGAGUUUGUGUUCGAAAACGCCCUCUGGGCAUGAGGGAGGUACGUCGUGGAGAAAUCAACAUUAUUACUGUUAAAGAUAAAGAAACUCUACUUGUUCAUGAGAAGAAAGAAGCAGUUGACCUCACACAAUAUAUUCUACAGCAUGUUUUUUAUUUUGAUGAAAUCUUUGAUGAGGCGUGCACCAAUCAAGAUAUUUACAUGAAGACUACUCACCCACUCAUUCAGCAUAUUUUCAAUGGAGGCAAUGCCACUUGCUUCUCAUAUGGACAGACAGGUGCUGGAAAGACCUAUACCAUGAUAGGAACUCAUCAGAACCCAGGACUGUAUGCUCUGGCUGCCAGAGACAUCUUCAGACAACUGGAAGUGUCCCAGCCAAGAAGGCAUCUUUUUGUUUGGAUCAGCUUCUAUGAAAUCUACUGUGGACAGCUUUAUGACCUUCUAAAUAGAAGAAAAAGGCUCUUCGCCAGAGAAGAUAGCAAGCAUGUAGUACAAAUAGUGGGACUGCGAGAGCUUCAGGUGGAUAGCGUGGAGCUCCUCUUAGAGGUGAUCCUCAAGGGCAGCAAGGAGCGCAGCACCAGGGCCACUGGAGUUAAUGCAGACUCCUCCCGCUCUCACGCUAUCAUCCAAAUUCAGAUCAAAGAUUCAGCCAAGAGGACAUUUGGCAGGAUCUCUUUCAUUGACUUGGCUGGCAGUGAAAGAGCAGCGGAUGCCAGAGACUCAGAUAGACAGACAAAGAUGGAAGGCGCGGAAAUAAACCAGAGUCUUCUGGCUCUGAAGGAAUGUAUCCGUGCAUUGGAUCAGGAACACACCCACACUCCUUUCAGGCAAAGCAAAUUAACUCAGGUGCUGAAGGACUCUUUCAUUGGCAAUGCCAAAACCUGCAUGAUCGCCAACAUCUCACCAAGCCAUGUGGCCACUGAACACACUCUGAAUACUUUGCGCUAUGCUGACCGGGUCAAAGAACUAAAGAAAGGCAUUAAAUGUUGUACUCCAGCUAACAGUCGAAAUCGAACAUCUGGAAACUCUUCUAACUCUUCUCCAAAACGAAUUCAGAGCUCUCCUGUGGCCCUGCCAGGGGACAAAUGUUCUCCCAAAAAAGUCAAGCUGGGGCUUCAGCAGCCGCUCACAGUGCCAUCUGGUUCCACGAGAGGGAAGGCCCAUCCUCUGGCUAGUCACCCAGCCAAUAUCCCUUUUGCUUCUGUACCUAAGGUUCCUGGCAAAGAGGGUGGCUCUCGAGGGAGUCCUCCCCGAGAGUGGGUCAUUCAGACUAGCUCUAACAAAGGAUGUGUGCCGUCUGGACAUGUAGCCAUAAAAAGGGCAGAAGAAUCAGCUGCAUUAUGCUCUGAGAAAAACCCAGUUGGCAACAAAACCGCCCUAGGCUGGGGAAGCAGGGCGCCAGGCCCAGGAGGGGACCUGGUCCGUGGUCAGCCACCCUCCCGGUGCAAGAAAGUGCAGACUGUGCAGCCAGUGCAGAAGCAGCUUGUGUCACGAGGCGAGCUCUCCUUUGGCAGCGUCCACCGCUUAGCGGAGUAUGGUCAGGGCAGCAAGGAGGGCACACCUAGCCGGCCUGCCUCUGAAGCUUGGACCAGCAACAUCCCUGCUCGUCAGAAGGAGCGGGAGGAGCAUUUGCGCUUUUAUCACCAGCAGUUCCAGCAGCCACCUCUCCUCCAGCAGAAGUUAAAGUACCAACCCCUGGAAAGGUUUUUAUGCCGGUCCCAGCCCCCAGAGGGGCAGCUCCAGAACGACAUCCCUUCUCCCUUCCACCCUCAUCGUGCUGAGAGUCAUGAUGGAGCCCAAGUCCCCCAAGCGGAGGACCCUGAUGACAGCGACUUCAGUGAAGAUUCUUUUUCACACGUCUCCUCUCAAAGGCCCAGAGAGCAGGGAAAGAGUCAGGAGAACAGUGGAGGCUCGUUCUUCCUUCAUCAGAGGGAGCAAGGUCCUGAGGAGCGGGUGGCUGAGAGGCAGCAGAGUCUCUUUUUCAGCCCAGAUGGUGACAAGGAGGGUGUAACUGGAAGCUGGGUCUACUCCCAGGACCCCGCAGGCCACAGAAGGAUAGCACUUGAUCACGGCUGCAGCCCAGGUCAGGUGCCUUUGGACUGGAGCAGAGAGGAGGACUCAGACCUCUCAGGGCCUCCUCUCAGAGAAGACCUGGCAGGGAAGCCUUACUGCUCACAGGUAGACUCUGUAUAUGGUCAGGGAAGAGGUGGCGGCCCUGCUUUUGACCUCAGACAGGAAGCCUUCAGAAGUGAGGUUCCUGGGCAGGCCGAGGACAGCUUGCCAUCCCUGGGGGAAGAUGGUUUCACUUGCUCACUAUCCCACAUCGCAGUUCCUGGGUCCCCAGACCAGAGAGACAAAGUGAGCACACCCCUGAGAGAAGUCAGUGAAGACAGCCCAACUCUGGAGACCAGAACAAUGAAAGACAGUAACCCUUUCCAAGGAGAAGACUCUAAAGGUGAAUUAGGCACGAGCUCUGAGCAUGCUUCCGGACUGAUGGCUCCGCUCACCAUGUCCCUCCUGGAGAGCCUGGAUGAUGGGGGCCCUCCUUCCUGGGAGCAGCCGGCCCAGGAUGGAACUGUGCGUGGUCUCGUGGCAGCAGACACAGAGGGGCCAGCAGUGGGCCACACAGUGUCAUCGGGUGAUCCAGAGGCAGUCCCGCCAACGUCUUCAGCAGCUGAGCACCUGUGGCUCUCCUCAUCUCCCCCCGACAACAAGCCUGGGGGCAGUCUUCCAGCUCUGUCCCCAUCACCCAUCCGUCAGCACCCGCCUGACGAGCUGCCCGACGGGGAGGCUGACCCGGGGGAGGCCUGCCAGAGCAGAGACACCGCACUCUUCUCCCGGGGGCACUGUGAUGCCAAUGUUGAGACAGAGCUGGACGGCUCCCAGGGUUUCCUGGGAAAGCCCUUCCUCACCUUACAUCCUGGAGGACCUCACAUUGGGCCUACACUCACCCCCCGAGCAGGAAGUAGUAAUGUGGCUGACCAGCCCAGGGCCCAGGAGAGAAAGCAGCUGGCAGGGCCCAGUUGGCCGGAACUGGGUUUCUCCACAGACCCCAUCACACUGUCUUGCUACAAUGAGGGCAUUGCAUGGCUCAAACAUAGGCCAAUCCCAAGGCCCUUAGCAAGGCCAGGCUCUCCCCUGGUGGCCAGCUGUUCUCCCAAGACCACCAGGACACUCCGUCAGCCUGUCCUGGGGCAGGCACAGCAGGUCGUCAUCCAAGCACACCGGGAACAGCUGGAUGAAAUGGCUGAGCUGGGCUUCAAGGAGGAGACCCUGAUGAGCCAGCUGGCUGCUACCGAUUUUGAAGGUUUUGUGAUCCAGCUAGAUGAAAUCAUGGUUAUGAAGUCCAAGUGCAUCCAGAGUCUGAGGAGCCAGCUACAGCUAUACCUGGCCUGCCACAAGCCAGCUGCAGGCCCCGAGAGGACAGUGGUGUCUUAG